AUGUCCAGCGACACUGAGAACCCUUGGGUGGACUCUGCUCCUGUUGCGAGCUCGAGCUCGAGCCUGGAGGUUGCGAAGCCCGAUCCAGCCUCGUUUGUGAUUGGCUUGUGCAUCGUGGACUUCGACCACGUCAAGGGUCCCGAAAUAGAGUACUGGUUAGACGAUAAAACCAACGAGUACAACCAGGCGUCGAUGGCGGCGAAGUUUUCGAAAAUAUGGCCCCAGCUGCCGUUCCAGGGUCUUCCGGACGGUGCGCAUCUGUUUGACGAAACGUUUACGAACUUUACGCUGGUUUACGACGAAAAACUACAAACCUGUCCGCCAUUGCCUGCUGAACAGACGUCUUCCGAAACCAACCUGAUCACGCUGUUUGGGUGUGCGUGUGUGCGCCAAUUGAACAGCAACGAGCUUCAGGACGGCGCAGACUUCAAAAGAUCCGUGAUCCAGAAGAGCGUUGUUCUGAUAACACGAUACCCUAUCCCCAUACAACUAAAGGAGAAACUGAGCAUAAUUACCACGAGUUACUUCAACCAGCAUGAUUUCCACGACAAAUCGAUCAUCAAGGCGCUUUACGACAACCUGGCCAUCGUGUACAACUCGCACGGGUUCGAGGUCGAGGACGACGACCUGUACGACACCGUUGUUAACCCGGCCAGCACCAAGAUCAUCAAGGAGAGCGAUUUCUACACGGGUUUGAACCUCAAGGAGCUGGUCACCAUGUUCAAGCGCAAUCUGCUUGUCAUUUUCAAAGGCGUGCUGCUCGAGCAGCGCAUUUUGGUGUACUCCAAGAACCUGAACCGGCUGUCAAACUUCCAGUACUCGCUGCUAUCGCUGAUCCCGAACCUGCUGCUCAGUCUGUCCGAUAGUGGAACGCCGUUGACAGGACUCGAGGCGGGCUCGAUCGAGAAACCAACAUCUCUACGGAGCAGCGAUCGACACUCGAUGCUGGCCUUUAUGGGGCUCCCGUUGCAGAUCUUCAGCAAAGGCGGGUUUUUCCAGCCGUACCUGACCCUGCAACAAAUGGACUACCUCACAAACCCAAACACCAAAUGGUAUCUUGUUGGGUGCUCGAACGAUAUCAUUUUGGACCAAAAGUCCAGACUCGCAGAUCUGGUGGUGAAUCUCGACGACUCAAGUGUGGAAAUUGUCGAUGCCUCACUUAAAGAUAAGCUUGCUCUUAGUGCCACAGAUCGCAGAUUUAUUGACAGCCUGAGCGAAGAGGUGCUUGCCACAGAUGACACCACAGUGAACCUGGCCAACAGCCCGAUGGAUUCGCAAUCGUACCGAGGAGGAGACGACUUUAUCAGGUACAAUUUCGAAGACUAUCUAAUUGGGAUGCUGUCGUGCCUGAAAUACGAUAGUUUCCGAAAAACGUCAAAGCUCGAGAACUUACACCAACUAAGCUCAUUUACGAACGAGGUGGAGUAUUUUGGUAAUUCAUUUGUGGCAGCAUUUAAAGCCACAAACGCAUACAGGAUUUUUGACCGCGGAACCGACGAUGAGCUUUUUAAUUUUUUCGAGCCUAAACACGUCGGGUCCGGGAUGGAGCGAACCAACGUGCUCAAGUCGUUCUUCAACAAAAUCAAGGAGGACGACCGUCGGUACCUGCCGGGGAUAUUCAAUUUCAGACGAACCGACAAGACUAGCUAG
Ogataea philodendri is the source of this 1650-nucleotide messenger RNA. RefSeq lists its product as uncharacterized. Bases 1 to 1650 code for a protein of 549 amino acids. Gene Ontology annotation, cellular component: cytoplasm. The record is from RefSeq and is a predicted model, not a curated record. Lineage: Eukaryota; Fungi; Ascomycota; Pichiomycetes; Pichiales; Pichiaceae. The transcript has a single exon.